Sinocyclocheilus rhinocerous is the source of this 1110-nucleotide messenger RNA. RefSeq names its product fibroblast growth factor 23-like. The record is from RefSeq and is a predicted model, not a curated record. The coding region runs from base 129 to 905 and encodes 258 amino acids. Gene Ontology annotation, molecular function: growth factor activity. The transcript has 3 exons. NCBI's taxonomy places the organism in Eukaryota, Metazoa, Chordata, Actinopteri, Cypriniformes, Cyprinidae.
GGACGAGUGUUGCGUAAAGGAGUGGCACAGGAUGCGUUUAAAUAGCCGCGCUCACCAACUUUCACGCAUCACAACUUCUUCAGCUCUGCACACUGGUUUUACGCAUCGAUACUUUGCGCUCUGUGAAGAUGCGUUGCGCACUUUCAACUCUGCACAUGCUGCACUCCUCUGUCCUUGCGCUGUGGAUCACGGCUCUCCAGGGAUUCAGACCUGCAGAUGCUACCCCCAACCCUUCUCCCCUCCUGGGCUCCAAUUGGGGGAACCCGCGGAGGUACAUCCACCUUCAGACCACUUCGGACUCAAACAACUUCUACUUAGAGAUCAGCCCGAAUGGACAUGUGCGCAAAACUACAAACAGGGGGUCCUACAGUGUAAUUUUAUUGAAAUCAGAGAGCAGAGACCGUCUCGCAAUAUUUGGAGUGAAAAGUAACCGAUUUUUGUGCAUGGACGCAGGAGGAACUCUUUUCACUUCUACGGUUUGCAAUAAGGAAGACUGUCUUUUUCACCACAAACUUUUGGAAAACCAUCGUGACGUGUAUUACUCCACCAAGCAUGGCAUACUGCUUAACCUGGAUGGGGUGAAACAGGUGUUCAUAGCGGGACAAAACCUCCCACAGUCCUCUCUCUUCUUAUCCGAGAAGAACACUGUUCCACUGGAGCGCCUGCAGCACCGGGAGAGGAGAAACCGACAGGUGAAUCCAUCAGACCCGCUGAACGCGCUCCGGUACGCAGAGGCGUCAGACUCCAGAGCUGCUCAGGAGGAUGAUGGGGACUUGGACUUUGAGCCGUCAGAGGGUCGAAACAUCUCCAGGGAAACUCUGGUUUCCCCUUCCGAUGAUGACCCGUGGGAUCUUCUUCACGACUCGAGCCCCGGCAGUCCCCGGAUUUCAGCAGUUGUCGGAUAAAAUUACAGAUCCUCCAUGGCUGGACUGUUGAACCGCCGCUGCUUUGCGCAAAGUCGAUGCGCCAGCGUUUUCAUCAUAAAUAGCCUAAGUGUUUUUAAGGACAUAUAUUUCAAAUCAAUUUCACGUGUGCAUUCUAAAAAGUAAAGGUUUCAAAAUAAAGGGUUUUUGCAGUGAUGCCAUAGAAGAACCAUUUUUUGGUUUCCCA